UGUUUAGCGUAGAGUGUGGGUGUAAGGGGGAGAGUGAGCCCAGAGCAGACAGAGGAGAGCUGACCACUGCAUUGACAAACUCAGAGCCUGCAUACUACAACCAACUAGCCCUCAGGGCUCCCAGAUAAACUUCAGUGAAACCCAGACCCUGCCAACUCCCAUCAAUCACUUGGAAUUGCGUGCUCAGGUAACUUUGCCCUCUGAAGUACAUCCAGCUCCACAGAAUGCUGGGAUAGAAGGAAUUCCCAACAGCACGGAGGUAGCAGAACAGCUCGGCAUUUGGAGCAGUGAGCCGGGACGGUGCCGGAGGCUCUGUCACAUCAUGUACGCUACCGCUGGCCUGUUUGGAACCUUUAUACCCAACAGGUUUGUGAGCUCCCCUGAGGCCCUGCUGUUGCCCCCUAUUCAGAUGCACAACUUUUCCAGUCGGCCGCUUACCAUAGUCAUGAUGGACAUGGACAACCUCCAGGAUGGAGCGGGGAAGCAUACAGAAUAUCACCAUUUCUACGGGGCUCCCUACUUCUAUCCAUACUGGUAUAUGCCUCCUGCCAACCUGGCAACAUACAUAUACCCACCCUGCUAUCCAUACAAUGAGUAUUACCCACAGCAGCACCUGCUCAGCUCAGCCAGUUGGCCCGACGGCUCCAUCCUGAGGGGAGAACUGCAUUGGGGUAGGAUGGAGCGUGUUUUCGGGCCAGCCAGGGAAUUGCCUGACUUUGUCCAGGAUGAGCUGCGCAGAGUCUACGGCACGUAUCCCAAAACACUCGUCACCAUCAGCUACCAGAACGGGGAGUACCUGGUGAAGGGGGAGCCCAAGGUUGGCGAGCAGAAGUACAAGGUGGAAAAAAAAGUCAUCAGGCGACCACCCACUCCCAGCGAUGAGGAGGACGACUCCGUGAGCGAGGUGCCAGAGAAACACAAAAGGAAGUCGAAACACUAAAUUUGCUGAGUCUUCAGACAAUUUGUAAAGAAUGGACACUGUUAGCAAGAGAAAUGAAAGCAGGCAGUGCUAGAGGAACUCAGCAGGUCUGGUAGCAUCUGUGGAGAGGGGAAUAGAUUUGGUUCCGAUAGGGCCAUUAGUGAGAGGUUCGAUUGUCUGUAAAGUCCCAAGCUGAUACAACAUUGCAGCACAGUGAAUCAUAGCGAGGAUGUUAUGGGUAAUUGAAGGUGUGCAUGGGCAUGCUUGAGAUCCCCUGUUAGUUUAUGGCUACACUGCCUGUUUGUACACAAACUCCAAAGCAACCAUGUCUGUCGUCCAUCUCGCAAA
This is a messenger RNA of Stegostoma tigrinum, 1267 nucleotides long. RefSeq lists its product as uncharacterized. The transcript has 3 exons. Lineage: Eukaryota; Metazoa; Chordata; Chondrichthyes; Orectolobiformes; Stegostomatidae. The record is from RefSeq and is a predicted model, not a curated record. Bases 323 to 940 code for a protein of 205 amino acids.